Triticum aestivum (bread wheat) is the source of this 1195-nucleotide messenger RNA. RefSeq lists its product as uncharacterized. NCBI's taxonomy places the organism in Eukaryota, Viridiplantae, Streptophyta, Magnoliopsida, Poales, Poaceae. The transcript has 5 exons. The record is from RefSeq and is a predicted model, not a curated record. Bases 239 to 1009 code for a protein of 256 amino acids.
AUUUACUCCCGUAGAAGAGGGAAGGGCAGCACACAAACCGGAAACCGCGUCCGUUUUGGAAUCUAAUCGAUCGAUCGCUACGCUCUUGUAUACCUAUAUAAUCAAUCUGACCUGCGUACCCAGCAGUGGGUCAAUCUCACGCCCUGAGAUUAGAGAGAAGAAGAACCGCAUACAUAUACGAUCUCACGAUCGAUUGGGUGCGCACAAGUCGAUCUGCAGGGAAUCAUAUCGGUCGACCAUGGCGGAUCGGCCGGGAGAUUCGUGGCACAAGGAGAAUUUGCCAGAGGAGCCAAAGCAGCACCAUCCUGCUCAAGCCGCAGUCUCAUCCGCUGCUUCCAGAGGGAGGUACGCAAGGAGUCGAGCUGGGUGGGCUUCCAAGGAGAGGAGUACCCCAUGCAUCAGGAGCCAAGCUGCUUAUGCUUCUAAGGAGAGGAGCACUCCUGAAGGUGUCAACAUGGACGAACAUGGAUUUAGGUUUCGGUUCAAUUUCCCUCGACCCAAAUAUGAGUACGGCACCCUGGAUUUCGGUGAGGACGAUGAAGAUGAGUGUUUACCGAGGCAGAGAAAACCUCCGGAGGUAAGGAAUGCACUCCGUGAGAAGAGAGUCGCGUUUCGGCAAAAGACCACGCGCCUCCAUGCCAAGGUAGCUCUGCGUAAAUACAACAGAGCAAACAGCACCAAGUUUGAGCUGGUGGAGGUACGAGUGAUCCGUCAAUUUUGGGAGUUUGGAGGGGGCUGCAUCCAUUACAACUUCACCGCUAAGCCACAGGAUCAGCAUUCUGCUGAUGACGACAGCACCAAGCUCUUCUUCUCUGAAAUAGACUCCCCUUUCCAUGGCGAGAAUGAUGUGCUCCUGUGCUGCAUUGUUGGGGAAAAUGAUAAUGGGCAUUGUCACGGCUGCGAAGGCUUCAAGCCAACCGUUGUUCACCCUAGUAGCCAAGCAUAUGGCGGCGGUAGUAGUACGUGCAUUGAUUUUGCUGGUUCAGACGGCAGCUCAGAGAGUGAUUAAAUACUCAAAAUCUUGCAGUGGCUGAACUCGGUGGUUGGAUUUGGCUUGCAUGACUAAUCUUCCCGUGUAUUCUGUCUUAACUCUUCUUGCCAAGAAAAUUGCACUUCUGGUGGUUAAAUGGUUAAUGCCUUCCUUAAAUAUCUUUUAGGGGGUAUAUUUGUAGUGAGUUGGUAAGUAAAGUUAAAU